AUGAUAAUCAAUGAUAAAGCCAACAUUUUUGUCUUGACUUUACUUUUUUUUACCAGUUUCGGUUUUUUUGUCGAUCCAAGAAUUUGUUUCGAUGAAAAAAUUAUCAAAUCCGUUUGUCUUAUCAUCAUCAUCAUCAUCAUCAUCGUCAUUGUUAUCAUCUUUGUCAUAAUAAAUUUGUUAAAUUUUGUACAAAAUGAUGAUGAUGAUGAUAAUCAUUGUAGAUGUCAACGACGACAUAAUAAUAAACGGCAAUCAUCAUCAUCAUCAUCAUCAUUGUUAUUCUGUGGUAAUCAAUUGAUCAAUUGUGAUCAUAGUAAACUUUAUUUAUGUACUCAAAGUUCAAAUGAAACAACAACCACCAAAUCAACAGUAAUAAUGGCAGCUAAAAUUGGUGCUUGUCCACGUACUCAUAAUGAUGAUGAAAUACAUAUGAUGACAACAAACGUUGAUUGCAAUCAUAAUCUCCAUUCAAGAAACAAUUGCAUGAAAAAUAUGAAAUGUACAUGUAAAGGAAUUCGAUUUCAUCGAAAUCAAUUAUUUUGUGGACAUCAACUUAUUGGUGAUGAUUGUAAUCACAAUGUUAUAUAUCGUUGUCGUCGUUUUGGUGUACCUGAUCCAAUUGAAAAUUGCCCAUUUGGUGGUUGCCACAAUAAUCGAUGCGGUAUAGAAAAAACAAUAACAAUUUUCCAUGAUAAUAAUCACAAUGAUGAUAAUGUUACCAUAGAAAGGGAACAAGAAAAUGAAUUUGUCACAUUUGAACCAAUCAUUGAUGGUGAUUAUCGUAUAUUAAAAUUUGAACCUUAAAAUCACAUAUAUAAUAUAUACAUCACCAACAGAUUUCGGUCGUAACCAUAGAAAUUGAGUUUUUGACAUUGAAUUUAAUUGAAUUAUCAUCAUCACAAUAAUAAUAAUAAUAAUUUCUUUAAUGUUUUAAUCAAAUA
This is a messenger RNA of Dermatophagoides farinae (American house dust mite), 941 nucleotides long. RefSeq lists its product as uncharacterized. NCBI's taxonomy places the organism in Eukaryota, Metazoa, Arthropoda, Arachnida, Sarcoptiformes, Pyroglyphidae. The record is from RefSeq and is a predicted model, not a curated record.